Diaporthe batatas is the source of this 990-nucleotide messenger RNA. RefSeq lists its product as uncharacterized. The coding region runs from base 1 to 990 and encodes 329 amino acids. The record is from RefSeq and is a predicted model, not a curated record. The transcript has 3 exons. NCBI's taxonomy places the organism in Eukaryota, Fungi, Ascomycota, Sordariomycetes, Diaporthales, Diaporthaceae.
AUGUCUCCGCCAGAAGCUUUACAGAGGAGCCGGGUAGAUCACGUCCUUGACUAUGUCCACCAGCGAGCAUUUGAACGAGCAGUGUUAAAUGCCAUUUCCACACCAGUUACGGAAGAGACAUUUGCACAGAUCGUGGAUGGGCUUCCUUUAAGUAGUGUAGCCUGGGGAACUCAAGAUCAUCGGGUUCUCUUGGGAGACCCGGUUGACAACCACCUUGACAUCUGCCCUGGGGCGCUCGAGAAGACUAAACAGUUCAAGGCCAAUUUUAAUGCUUUAGAUUUAGAGAUUUCAUCUGAUGCCCUCCAGCGGUAUCAAGAUAUACCCGUAGGCUCCAGGGCCUCCAAGAUGCCCUUUUUGGAAUUAAUUGUAGCCACGAUACACAGCAUCGCUGCACACCUCUUCAAACUGGCUGAUGGGGGGUUUCAUAAGAACGCGGUAUGGCCAAGUGAUGAUGCGUACGAGCAGGAAUAUUUAGCAAAACGGCCGCCACCCUUUAGCCUGCUUCAUUAUUCGAAGCAGCAAUAUCCUGAUGGAAUGGCCGAUAUGGCGGGCUAUUGGGCUGAAGACCGGAUAUUUGGUGGAGUCGUGCUUUUCGGCAGAGGUAACGAAAAAGGCUAUGACGGCAUAUGGUUUCACUCUCACCGCUAUGAGGUUACGAAGCGGAUAUACAAGCUUACCGGGGAGCAGAGUGAACGCCUGUUCCAGCUCCUUGAGAGGGAGCAGACUGAAGCUUCUUCGUGUCCCUUGCCGAUCCUAGGCGACAUCAAUAAUCGGGAACGUGUGGAUGAAGAGAUCGCUAUCCCGGAGUUCAACAUAUACCGUGAUCGAUGGGAACGGGCAAUCGAGUACAAGAAUUGGUCUGACUACGGUGCCCAGCGGCACUGCUGCAGAAAUGAUAUAGACUGGCCAGAGCUCCUAGACCUCUCCAACCAGAACCGCGAGCUUCAGAAUCGCUCAAACAGCGGCAGACAAUCCCAGGCCAUGGAGUGA